GGCCGAGCCCCGGGCGGGUCGGGCCCGGUGCCCCCGGACAGGGCCGGUGCCGCUGCCCGGCUCUGCCCCGCGCCCCCCGGACCAUGCUGUUCUCCCUGCGGGAGCUCGUGCAGUGGUUGGGCUUCGCCACGUUCGAGCUGCUGCUGCACGCGCUGGCCCUGCUCGCCUUUACCGUGCUGCUCGUGCUCAAGGUGGACGGCGCGGCCGCCGCGCUCUCCUGGUGGGUCGUGUUCGUGCCCUUCUUCGCCGCCGACGGGCUCAGCACCUACUUCACCACCAUCGUGUCCGUGCGGCUGUUCCAGGACGGCGAGAAGCGCCUGGCGGUGCUGCGGCUCUUCUGGAUCCUCACCAUCCUCAGCCUCAAGUUCGUGUUCGAGAUGCUGCUGUGCCAGAAGCUGGUGGAGCACACGCGGGAGCUCUGGUACGGGCUCAUCAUGUCGCCCGUCUUCAUCCUGCUCCAGCUGCUCAUGAUCCGGGCCUGCCGUGUGAACUGAGGGUCCCCGCGGGGCCGGGGGGACGGGCCCGGGCCUCAGGCUUCCCCCGGCGUUAUCCCUGUGCAGAGGGCGGCGACAGGCUGUGACAGGCUGUGACAGGCUGGUCGGUGCCCCAGCUCGCUGCCGUGCCACAGAGCACCACAUUCCCCCAAAAGCUGCUGUUGUGCCGCGUUCCUGUGUCAGCCCCCCCAGCUCCCGUGUUGUCCUGCCCUGCGAGCGCUGCUGGGUGUGCCAGUUAUUUUAUUGUAAAAUAAAAGUGCGUUGAAGGAU
Molecule: messenger RNA, 764 nt
Organism: Neopelma chrysocephalum (saffron-crested tyrant-manakin)
Lineage: Eukaryota; Metazoa; Chordata; Aves; Passeriformes; Pipridae
Gene: TMEM203
Product: transmembrane protein 203
Exons: 2
Coding region: 84-494 (136 amino acids)
Biological process (GO): intracellular calcium ion homeostasis
Cellular component (GO): endoplasmic reticulum
Source: RefSeq, a predicted model, not a curated record